Messenger RNA from Medioppia subpectinata, 1674 nucleotides. Lineage: Eukaryota; Metazoa; Arthropoda; Arachnida; Sarcoptiformes; Oppiidae. The record is from the annotation of a GenBank genome assembly.
CCCCUAAUUGUGCGAUAACUAGAUUUACCAUUAUGAUAAUUGAUGCACACAAUGUACAGCAUUUGUCCUUCACUGUGUAUUUAAGGGAACAGUUGGCUAUACAAUCGCUGCACUCAUAUCCCAAGUACUGCUACAAAGAGUAUCUGUCACUUGUGUUUUCGCACUUGUUUUUCGCGAUAUUUUUCAUUGCAAAAUAUUUGUGUUGGAAAUUAAUUGUGUGUUUGCUUGAAAGUUAAUUUGUUCAUGAUAAUAAAUUUAGUUUAAUACAAAACUACACAAUUUAUAACAAUGGGAGUGAUUAAGAAUCCGGAAAUUAAAUAUACCCAGCUCUUCAUAAACAACGAGUUCGUAAACUCCGUGAGCGGGAAGACCUUCGAGACCUUCAACCCUACGAACGGCAAAGCGAUCACAAGUGUUCAGGAAGGAGACAAAGCCGACAUCGAUAAGGCUGUGGCCGCCGCCCGGCAUGCCUUCCGACGGGGGUCGACUACUGUUCAAACUGGCGGACCUACUCGAGCGCGACAUCGACUACUUGGGCAGUUUGGAGACACUGGACAACGGCAAGCCAUUAAGAACUCUGAGUGGCGAUCGAUCGACGCCUCCCAAAGGGGUCGACUACUGUUCAAACUGGCGGACCUACUCGAGCGCGACAUCGACUACUUGGGCAGUUUGGAGACACUGGACAACGGCAAGCCAUUCGCCGACGCCCUGUGGGAUAUGAACGCCGCCAUCGCAUCCCUGCGCUAUUACGCCGGUUGGGCCGACAAAAUUCACGGCAAAGUGAUUCCCGCCGACGGACCCCUCUUCGCCUUCACUCGCGCCGAACCCGUCGGCGUUUGCGGACAAAUCAUUCCCUGGAAUUUCCCUCUGUUUAUGAUGUCGUGGAAGAUCGGGCCCGCGUUGGCCACCGGUAACACUGUUGUGGUUAAACCGGCCGAACAGACCCCGUUGUCUGCCCUGUAUUUGGCGAGUUUGGUAAAAGAGGCCGGAUUUCCGGCGGGUGUUGUGAAUGUCGUUACCGGUUACGGACCGACAGCCGGUGCCGCCCUAUCCGAGCACAAGGAUGUGGACAAAGUGGCGUUCACGGGCUCGACGGAAGUGGGCAAGAUCAUUCAGGCGGCAGCGGGCAGAUCCAAUUGCAAACGAGUGACACUGGAAAUGGGUGGCAAAUCGCCCUUGGUCAUUUUUGAUGACGCCGAUCUCGAGGCCGCCGUACAAACAGCGCAUAUUGGUGUUUUCCUCAAUAUGGGUCAGUGCUGUUGCGCCUCAUCGCGAAUCUACGUUCACGAAAACAUUUACGAUAAGUUUGUUCAGCGAUCGGUAGAGUUGGCCAAAGCCCGAGUGGUGGGCGACCCGACAGACCCCAAGACACAACAGGGCCCGCAAGUGGACGGCGACCAGUUCGAGAAGAUCCUGUCCCUCAUCGACAUCGGCCGUAAAGAGGGCGCAAACCUAUUGACUGGUGGCAAGAGGUGGGGCACUCAGGGCUUCUUUAUUCAGCCCACGGUUUUCAGUGAUGUGAAAGACGACAUGACCAUCGCUAAGGAGGAGAUCUUCGGUCCGGUGCAGUCGCUGUUCAAAUUCAAGACAUUCGAUGAGGUGAUCGACCGGUGCAACAACACUGAGUACGGUUUGGCCGCCGGUGUGUUCACCAAAGACAUCAACAAAGCGUUG